CGGUAGUCAGUUUCAUUGCAACAAAUUUUUGAAUCAGUUGGGAGAAUCGGACACCGCCCCUCCUGAAACGACGUCGCACCUCCGCGCCGGAACGCCGCUCCAAUAUUCAAUGUCAAUGUCGACCUCAUCGCUCUCAACUCAAACGUUCGGUUUGCCGUGGCCCGAUCUCAACGACGGCUUGUCGUACAACGACGUCGUCAAAUCCUCCGAUUCCGAAUUGACACUGAUCGAGUUCUACUCCAGCAAGUACAAGAGCUCAGCUCCGUUGCAAGGUUGGUUGCAGAGAAUCCGAAACGGACAGAUAACAGUUGAUGGGGAAGUUGUUAGAGAUUCGGAUACGAUUCUCAGGGUUGGUUCGGAAUUGGUAUAUCAUAGACUUCCGUGGGGAGAGCCGGAUGCGCCAUACUUGCUUGAGGUUUUGUAUGAGGAUGAUGAUAUGAUUGCUUUGAAUAAGCCGGGCGGGCUGCAAGUUUUACCUGGAGGUCUUUUCCAGCAACGGACAGUUCUAACACAGCUCCUAUGGCGGGAGUCUCAGAAAUUCGAUCACUUAGCAUGCCAAAAAUCACAUCUUGUUCCUGUUCAUCGCCUAGGAAGGGGGACUUCAGGAAUACUGCUAUGUGCAAAGACGAAGCAUGCCAAAACUCAACUUGCCGCAUAUUUUGCUGAUGGGACAUCCCACAUUGGAGAUGACAGCACCACCAACACGAAGCUGCAUACAACCAGGAAAAUCACAAAGAUAUACCGGGCACUAGUAACUGGGAUAAUUUGUGAGGAUGAGGUGAUUGUCAAGCAGCCAAUUGGAACUGUGCGAUAUCCUGGUGUGGCUAAAGGGCUGUAUAUUGCUUCUCCGGCAGGAAAACCAGCUCUGAGCAAAGUAGAAGUUCUUGACAGGGACAUACAGAAAAACCACACAAUUGUACAGGUUGAGAUUCAGUCAGGGAGACCACAUCAAAUUCGCAUUCAUCUGUCUUUCAUAGGACAUCCCUUGCUAGGAGAUCCUCUAUAUGUUGCUGGUGGACAACCAAAGUGCUUGGGAUCUGACUUAGUUGAUGAAAGUUUUGCAGAUGACGGAGGGUUCAAGAGGCCUACAAAGCCUGUUCCUGGAGAUUGUGGUUAUAAUCUGCAUGCUCAUCAAGUGGUACUCUCUCACCCAUCAUCCAAUGAGGUAAUCAAAAUCACAGCACCUCUCCCACUUGUCCUUCGGACUCGAGAAGAGAUUGAAGAACUUAGGCAGUAGCACUACCAAGAGCGUUAAGUGUGAUGCUUACAGUAGGAAACAAAACAAUGAAAUAUUCAACACUAGGGCAAAAGCCAUUGAGGAAUCAUUGAUGCUCCAAUCUCUGUAUAUUAACCUGGAAUUCUGCCCUGAAACUAGUGAACGGAGAAAGAUUGUGUAUAAAUCUUUGCUACAAGG
Molecule: messenger RNA, 1414 nt
Organism: Fragaria vesca subsp. vesca
Lineage: Eukaryota; Viridiplantae; Streptophyta; Magnoliopsida; Rosales; Rosaceae
Product: RNA pseudourine synthase 5-like
Exons: 14
Coding region: 110-1237 (375 amino acids)
Biological process (GO): pseudouridine synthesis
Molecular function (GO): pseudouridine synthase activity; RNA binding
Source: RefSeq, a predicted model, not a curated record